This is a messenger RNA of Frieseomelitta varia, 2668 nucleotides long. RefSeq names its product tubulin alpha-1 chain-like. The transcript has 6 exons. Lineage: Eukaryota; Metazoa; Arthropoda; Insecta; Hymenoptera; Apidae. Gene Ontology annotation, molecular function: structural constituent of cytoskeleton; GTP binding. The record is from RefSeq and is a predicted model, not a curated record. Gene Ontology annotation, biological process: mitotic cell cycle; microtubule cytoskeleton organization. The coding region runs from base 929 to 2479 and encodes 516 amino acids. Gene Ontology annotation, cellular component: microtubule; cytoplasm.
UUCGUAGCUGUAACAUUAUUGCAAUGAAAGCGGUGCCUUAAAUAUUAACACAAAAAUAGAUAUUAUGCAUUUAAAUCUUGCAACACGUGACAUGCGUACAACAUGAAUUAUAUAUACGUACAUUAUUAUAUAUAUAUACAUAUUAUGUAAUAUUAUGUAAUUGUUAUGUUAAUCAGAGUUGACGAUCUAAUAUAUAAUAAGUGCUAUUUUUAUAACAAGUAAAUAAUAAAUAUAAUUUAUAUAAUAAACUGUACUUUAAAUCAAUUAGAAGUCAGCAGUCCUUGACCAAAUAAUUUCUAUAGUAGCUCAUUUGUCAUACAUUUUUUUGUUUUCUUUCCUAGAGUAAAUGCAAUUCAUUUCUAUUUCGUUUAACUAACACGCAAACAGCAAUUUUGAAUUAACAAAGCUUUUUGGCUUGCUCGAAUUACCUCAUGCUUUACGCAAUGCUUGUUUAAAUACAGGUGUAUGUAUUAUUUUCAUUAAUAUUAAUACUAAAGACAUUCUAACAGUAUGUGAAUAAUGCAAAAAUAACAAAUCGUAUUUGAUGAGAAUGGAAAAGCAAAAAUUAAUUCGACGAGGAUGGGAUUCGAACCCACGCGUGCAGAGCACAUUGGAUUAGCAGUCCAACGCCUUAACCUCUCGGCCACCUCGUCAGUUCAAACAUACUGAAAAAAUGUUCUUCCAACAGGGGUGAGUUUCACCCUUUCGAAAAUCUUGAGCUUUGUUUAACAAUAGUAACUGUUACUGUAUGCAUCUCAAGAAUCAUCGAUAAUCUUCAAAACCUCAAGAUCAUUUCUAACCAUUAAAAAAAAAAAAAAAAAAAACAUUACACGUUGUUUCAUAAAAAUUAAUAUAUUAAUUUUUAAAUAAAUACGUCAUUGUUUAAGAAGAAACUUCCAAAGAACAUAAUUAUUACAUUAGAAUUUGUAUGAAAAACGAUUAUGUAUGGGAUGGAAUGCUGGGAAGAACUCGUAAGAGACACCUUGUAUUUUGUUACAAUUCUUGUUUCAUAGCAACAGAAACAAAAUGUGCUUGUAACAAAACGUGCAGUUCAUUCAGUUUUGAAUUCAGGCAUCCAUCCUGUCAAGAUUCGCCUCUCUCCUUACUUUCACCGAGUCAUCUACAAUUCGCCAAAAUGCGUGAAGUACUGUCGGUUCACAUUGGCCAAGGGGGCGUUCAAAUGGGCAACGCCUGUUGGGAGCUGUAUUGCUUAGAGCACGGCAUACAACCCGAUGGCAUGCUUCCGCCCCAGAGUUGCUCCAGCGACGAAGGCUUUCAAACAUUCUUCAGCGAAACUGGCGGCGGAAAAUACGUCCCGCGGGCUGUAUUUCUGGACCUUGAGCCAACGGUCAUCGACGAAGUUCGAACGGGAACCUAUCAUCAAUUAUUCCACCCGGAGCAACUGAUCUCCGGCAAAGAGGACGCGGCGAACAACUACGCUCGGGGUCACUACACCCUCGGCAAGGAGAUAAUCGAUCUGGUCCUCGACAGAAUUCGCAAGAUCGCCGACAUGUGCACCGCUCUCCAAGGUUUCCUGAUAUUCCACGCGUUCGGCGGUGGCACCGGUUCCGGAUUCACCAGCCUGCUAAUGGAGCAGCUCUCCGUAGACUACGGCAAGAAGGCCAAGCUCGAGUUCGCCAUUUAUCCCUCGCCGCAAAUCUCCACCGCGGUGGUUGAACCUUACAACGCAAUCUUAACCACGCACACGACGUUGGAGCACUCGGACUGCGCGUUCCUCGUCGACAACGAGGCGAUCUACGACAUCUGCAGGCGAAAUUUAGACAUAGAAAGGCCGACGUACACGAACCUGAACAGAUUAAUCGGGCAGAUAGUGUCGUCGAUCACGGCCUCGUUGAGAUUCGAUGGGGCGUUGAACGUGGAUUUAACGGAGUUCCAAACGAAUCUGGUCCCGUACCCGAGGAUUCAUUUCCCUUUAGUCACGUACGCGCCGAUCGUCUCGAUUGAGAAAGCUUACCACGAACAAUUGACGGUGAUGGAGCUGACGUCCUCGUGCUUCGAACCGGCCAUGCAAAUGGUCAAAUGCAAUCCACAGAUGGGGAAAUACAUGGCGUGCUGCCUGUUGUACAGAGGGGACGUGGUCCCGAAAGACGUGAACGCCUCUAUCGCGACCAUCAAGACGAAGAGGGCGAUACAGUUUGUUGACUGGUGCCCUACUGGCUUUAAGGUAGGAAUUAAUUAUCAACCGCCAACAGUGGUGCCUGGUGGGGAUCUUGCCAAAGUGCAACGCGCUAUGGCAAUGCUUGCAAAUACCACAGCAAUCGCUGAAGCAUACACGAGAUUAAAUAGGAAAUUCGAUCUGAUGUUCGGGAAACACGCAUUUAUUCAUUGGUACGUGAAUGAAAACAUGGAGGUGAGCGAGUUUAACGAAGCCAGAGAAGAUCUCGCUGCUUUGGAGAAAGAUUACGAAGAAGUCGGCAUGGACUCGACAGACGCUGGCGAGGGUGAAGAUGAAAAUUAAACGGGCGUCAUAUUUCUGACGCGAGAUUCGUCUUUUUUCAUCCAGAAAUAUUUUACGAGAACGAUUUUUGUACAAACUAUACACUAUGUUUUUGUUGAUUUUGUUUCUAGUGGUUCUGUACAUUGUUUUAAUAGAUAGUUUUACUUUUAAUGUACGUAUACACAAUUUGUAAACUUUUAUUUUGUGAAU